Messenger RNA from Ruditapes philippinarum (Manila clam), 969 nucleotides. Its product is annotated as dynein axonemal heavy chain 10-like. Gene Ontology annotation, biological process: microtubule-based movement. The transcript is spliced from 4 exons. The record is from RefSeq and is a predicted model, not a curated record. The coding region runs from base 208 to 594 and encodes 128 amino acids. Gene Ontology annotation, molecular function: dynein intermediate chain binding; minus-end-directed microtubule motor activity; dynein light intermediate chain binding. Gene Ontology annotation, cellular component: dynein complex. Lineage: Eukaryota; Metazoa; Mollusca; Bivalvia; Venerida; Veneridae.
UUUAAAAACAUUUUGCAAUAAAUACAGGUUCUACAACAAAUAUAGUACCUGGGGAUUUACCUUAAUGUAAGAAUAAUACCCGAAUUAGUCACUAAAUACAGCGAACGUGUAUAUAUACGCUUUAACAAAGUGAUCGUUUAUUAAGAUAUAAAACAUCUAAGGCGUCAGGUUUUUACGUUUAAAAGGAUCAAUUCACUGACAAACACCAUGACGUCAUCAGGACAGGUGAUAGAUGAUGAUAGAAUAUCUCGUAUAUCAGUUGCCAGCAACGCUGUAGCCGCUAUACCGAAGAGUGAUCUGACAGAAACUAAAAGUUAUGCAGCGCCACCACAAGCUGUAAAAGAUGUAUUGGAAGCUGUGAUGAUUUUAGUAGGAUACAAAGGGGCUGAUUUGGACUGGAAAAACAUAAAGAAGGUCAUAGGGGGAACACAAUUUUUGAAGACCAUCGGAGAUAUCGAUUAUGAAAAGAUUUCACAAGAAACUCGUGCGAAGGCUAUGAAUAAAGUGUCUGAAUAUUCUCACGAAAGUAUUAAGGCAAUAAGCAGCGCGACAACAAUAUUUUAUGAUUGGGUUAUAGCAGUAGCUAAGGAAUAGCAGAGUGAUGUGUUUCACAGAAAACUUGCAAUAUUGAAAUUUCACUGCGGAAGCUUACAUACAUUGGCACCCAAGGACAUUCGUGUAAUAAAUGCGAAAUUAUAUUAUGAUGACGACAUUCAUAAAAACAACAAUAAUUCUUACAACCGCUCCACUUUUCAUUACACAUUAAUAUUUUUGUACCAUUUCUAUAAUUUAAUGUAAUCUAACACAUGUUUCUAUUUUAAUGUUUGUUAUUCUGCGUAUAAGAAACUGUUGCAUAGCAACAACAAAGAUGACGAUCAACCCAUCUUAAUUUUAUAUUUUGAUUAAGUCUUUCUUGUCAUAAAAUGUGAUAAAUUCUGUAAUAGUGCAAUAAAGAGUUUUUCAAUGAAA